Messenger RNA from Aaosphaeria arxii CBS 175.79, 360 nucleotides. RefSeq lists its product as uncharacterized. NCBI's taxonomy places the organism in Eukaryota, Fungi, Ascomycota, Dothideomycetes, Pleosporales. The transcript has a single exon. The annotation marks the transcript as partial. The record is from RefSeq and is a predicted model, not a curated record.
AUGCGACCCGCUGCAGCCUUGGCCCUACAGAACAUCACCUUGCCUCUUCCUACCGGGACUACCAACCACAAUACUCCUGGACUGAUAUGUACGCCUACCGAAUGGACGGACCUUGCAGGCUUCUACCUCUUCAACUAUGUCGCGCACGCUGCGACUGUACUCACUCGCCCUGGAGAGCGAUCCUUAGAUUUUGGAGCUACCGUCCUGGGAUCCCUGCUGUCUCCUGCGCUGGGUUUGUAUCGAGGAAUCGAAGCGAUAUUCAGCGGAGCCGUCUUCUCUAAAGACCAUUUGCGAAAAGCAGCGAAGAGCUCGACCUUGUGCUGUGUCGUCCGAAGCAGCGAAUGGAGGCCGAUGGACGGC